CCAUACCAACUUCUCCAAGGGGAUGGGGCUGCCCUGAUGCCUCCAGUGCCCUCGGACCCACCCAGGGGCCCCUUUGGCAAAUGGCAGGAUUACUACACCUGGCGAGGCCUCAGUCUCGACUCCCCCAUGGCCGUGCUUCUCACCUACCCGCUGACUGUGUAUUACAUCAUCACACACCUGGUGCCCCAGUCCUUCCCUGAGCUCAACAUCCAGAACAAGCAGUCACUGAAGAUCCACGUGAUAGAGGCAGGGAAGGAGUUUGACCUUGUCAUGGUGUUUUGGGAGCUCUUGGUCCUGCUCCCCCAUGUGGCCCUGGAGCUGCAGUUUGUGGGUGAUGGCCUGCCCCUUGAGAACGACCAGCAGCAUUUUACCCUGCAGAGGGAUGGCCCUGAGGUAUCUGUUCAUUCUACUUCUGGGGUAUCAGCACGGUUCAGCUCUGGGACUAAGGAGAAGGGGGGCCGCAGGGACCUGCAGAUCAAGGUGUCAGCUAGGCCCUACCACUUGCUCCAGGGACCCAAGCCUGACCUGGUCAUCGGAUUUAACUCUGGCUUUGGCCUCAAGGACACAUGGCUGAGCUCUCUGCCUCGCUUACAGGUGGGGAA
Fukomys damarensis (Damara mole-rat) is the source of this 602-nucleotide messenger RNA. RefSeq names its product zinc finger MYND domain-containing protein 15-like. The record is from RefSeq and is a predicted model, not a curated record. The annotation marks the transcript as partial. Gene Ontology annotation, biological process: negative regulation of DNA-templated transcription; spermatid development. Gene Ontology annotation, molecular function: histone deacetylase binding. The transcript has 6 exons. Lineage: Eukaryota; Metazoa; Chordata; Mammalia; Rodentia; Bathyergidae.